Molecule: messenger RNA, 1550 nt
Organism: Dermacentor albipictus
Lineage: Eukaryota; Metazoa; Arthropoda; Arachnida; Ixodida; Ixodidae
Biological process (GO): sodium ion transmembrane transport
Cellular component (GO): plasma membrane
Molecular function (GO): ligand-gated sodium channel activity
Source: RefSeq, a predicted model, not a curated record
GCUACAUGGGCUUCUGGAUGGAGCUGUCCACUCUCAAGGUGGUCUGGCGACUCGUCAUAGGGCUUCAGGGCUGCCUGGCGUCGUCAGCGGGUGGCCGACUUGGGCCCUUGGCUCGAGCGCGCGUGCGCUUCGCCUCGUGGCUCGUGCUCGUGGUGGUGGCCGGCGCAUGCGCCUUGGUGUGCUUGGCCAGCUCAGUGUGGGACGUGCGCAGCUUCAUGCAGUACCGCACGACUGUGUUGUUCGAACAGCAGUCGCUCUCUGGAAUCGCAUUCCCCGCCAUGACCAUCUGCAAUGAGAACGGGGUGAACAUCACCAAACUAUGCAUUGAUGCUGACCGCGGAGAAUGCUCGAACGCUUCUUUCGCGUACGCCAUAGGUACGAAUAUGGAAUUGAUGAAGCACCUGCUGCACUACUCUUACCCCAUUGCGUACAUGGUGGAUGAUUGCAACAUGAAGUUCACCGGAGAGACCUGUCAGAGCUUCAGCUGCACGCACUUGUGGCGGCUCACAUACACGUCAAAUUGGAAGGCGAUGUGUUUCACUUUCCACCUCACAUCGCAACGUGACGAUAACCAUUCCUAUUCCUACUGGUCUUGCAGCGAGCCAUGGAAAUAUCGCUUGGAGCUGUCGCUAGCGGUGCAGCGUGAGCGCAGCGACGAGGAGGAGGAGGUGGCGCCGCUCUCGGCGCUGCUGCACGAACAGGGACUCUUCACGGCCGGCAUGUUGAACCCGUUUAUAUUCACCUACGGCGAGAGAUACCUCAUCUCCGCAUUCCAGGAAGAGGUGCUGUCCCUGCCACCCCCAUACGAGACAAUGUGCAGCCAGUACGACAGCAAGAGCGGCGAGUACAGCUACGCAGACGGCGUCGUCCAGUCCGAGGAGUGCAGCAGCAAGUGCAUUGCGGACAACUGGCAACAACACUGUAGCUGCUUCUCCAAGCUGUACUCGGUGAAACACAGGCGCCAGGGCCCUAUCUGCGAGUACAUCGAUCAUCUUCGGUGCACCGACAAAAUGAAGCGGCAGCUUUGGCUGCACAGCUGCCAGUCAGCCUGCACCAGGCCCUGCCGUGAGGUGCGCUACAAGGGCCUGGUGUUCAGGACCGGCAUCGUCACGGGGGUUUCAGACAAUCGCUCGCUGGUACAAGUCACGGUGGUCAUGGGUUCCAACAAGAAGAAGACAAUCUACACCUUUCCCAGGAUACCUAUGGAAGACUUGAUGAUCUACAUUGGUGGCCACGUCGACAUGUGGUUGGGUUUCGCGCUCAUCGGAGUCUGCGGAGCUGUCCUCGACUUUGCCGUCAAGUGUUCCAAGUGGUUCAGUCGGAACAACCUGUCGGUUGAACUUCUACUGGAGCCACCUUAUAAGGCAGACCGACCCCAAGAUCCUGACGAGAGGAUAGGGGAGCCGUCUGUUUUCCUUCUAGCAUUACCAGAAUAAAGCCAGCUGGUGCUCGCAUCUCUCGGACCUCGCAACUCGCAAGAAAAGCGCAGAAAAUUUUGCCAUGGUCGACAACUUCGGUACGCGAUUGAAGGUGUCUUCCGUGCACGUCUG